Molecule: messenger RNA, 3771 nt
Organism: Penicillium bovifimosum
Lineage: Eukaryota; Fungi; Ascomycota; Eurotiomycetes; Eurotiales; Aspergillaceae
Gene: thtA
Product: protein thtA
Exons: 5
Coding region: 1-3771 (1256 amino acids)
Biological process (GO): mRNA splicing, via spliceosome
Cellular component (GO): U2 snRNP; nucleus
Molecular function (GO): protein binding; U2 snRNA binding
Source: RefSeq, a predicted model, not a curated record
AUGUCUUCUGGCCGGUCCCCCACACGGUCGACGCGGAUUGGACUACUUACGCAGACUUUGGUUACCAGUCCGGUCAUCAGCUGGAUCCUCCCGGCGCGUAUUCGCAACAGACACCACAACGAUGUUGUUUUCAUUGGAGAACGACGGAUUCAGGUCAAAGAGGCACUCGCUAGCGGCCACCUUGAAGAUGUUGUGGACAAAACAGAUAUCCAAGGCUCAAUCAUUGGGGCAAAGGUCAUCAAUAUCGGGUCCCUAUUGCCCUGGGAGCCUUUGGCUCCAUCGAGGUUGACGGUCUCUUCCCCUAUUACAGAGAAUCUACCUGCUCAGAUUCUCUUUCUUUCUACGAGCUCCGAUGAACUCCUUUUCAUGUACUGCUCGGACAAAGGAGAAGAUCCAUUUGUUUCUUACAGCCGACCUUUGCCCCGAGAUGUCGGUCUAGCCGAACGUUAUGGCGCGCACAUUGCAGUUGAUCCUAGGUCGCGUGCAGUCGCAGUCUGUGCAUCCCGUGGUUUCUUCGGUCUCUUGUGGCUGAAGUCGCAUGAUGAUAUUCGGAUGCAGAUGGCACAGGGAAAGCUAGAUCCACUGAAGUUCGAAAAAUUCUAUGAAGUGGAUGGUGACAUCCUGUUCAUGGAAUUCCUUUAUCCCAAAAAAUGGACCGAUACGCGGGUCAUCUUGCUCUUGAUUGUCCGUUCCAAUCAGGAAACACGGUGCAUGAUCUAUAACUGGGAAGGGGAAGAAGAGUCCCUUGGUGAACGCCCCAUUUGUACCAGCACAAGUCUGCCUCCAUCACUUCAGUUUCCCAACAUGGUCAUUCCUUUGGCCAAAGAAUCUGCUUACCUCAUUGUCGGCACAAAAGGUAUGACCUUGCACACACCCUCUGGCGAAUCGCCCCCGAUGAGGUAUCCGCCAAUCCUUCCCGAUGGCGGCGACUCUCUUCAAGCUGGGCUGUGGACUCGCUGGGCCAGACCUUCGCGGAACUGGAUGUACAUGCAGAGGUACGAUGGGAUUUUCCUUUGUCAAGAAAACGGCUGGAUCUAUUAUCUAGAGUUUGGCAACGACAAUGAACUCGAAACCCAGACCUCUCUGGGUCAACUCCCCUGCGCUGUUGACACAGCGUUUGACAUUCUGGAUAUGGGUCACGAAGGUGGGGACUACAUUAUUGCUGCCGGAAGCCAGGGCGAUGGUGGAUUGUUCGUCCAGGAGGCACGGGAUCACCCCAGAUGUGUCCAGCGAUUUGUCAAUUGGGCGCCCGUCCCUGAUGCAGUCAUUAUUCCCGCGAGUUCUCCAACCGUAGGCGACCGAACUCCAGCCGAUGCACAGGACCGUCUGUUUGUCUGCUCGCCUUCUGCUUCAGAGAAAGGGGCAAUUACCGAGCUACGACGUGGUGUUGAGGCCCUGGUUGGUGUCUCGGCCGAAAUGGGCGGAUUCGACAGCAUAUAUGAUAUGUGGGCUGUGACAUCCAGUUCUGACGAUUCAAUCCACCUGAUGGUCUCUGAUCCGCUUUCCUCCUACCUUUUGCACACAACUCUUGAUAUGAGAGAUGGCAUCAGUGCCCUCGAGGAUGGUACCGGCGUGGAGAACGAAGAAACAUUGGCGACGGGCUGUACACCUUCCGGUGUGAUCGUCCAGGUUACUGGACAUGGUGUGCAGCUGUUCACUCCUGGUGACCCCUCUCAUGCCAACUCUAUCAAAAAUGGCCCUCUUAAGACUGUCACGGCGGCUUUCGUUGAUGGUCUGAAUUCUACCGUCGUCAUGACUUCAAGAAGCCAAGGGCUGUACUAUCUCCAUAUUCAUCGCAUCGUCACGACGCCUAGUGGCCCCUCCCUGUCUGAGGAUGAAGCUUCACACCCGCUUCACGCAGAACCCAUUUGCAUCACCUAUCAUUGGUGUGAUCAGUUUGAGUUUAUUUUUAUCGGCACCGGUGAUGGCACAGUGCUAUCCUUUGAGCUCUCAAGUCACAUCGGAGGACUCAGGCAACACACCGACACGGCUGUUUCAGACCUGCAGUCAGCAAUCGAUUCAAGAGCAAUCGACAGCCUUGCUGUUAUCGAUGCUGUAUGGGAGGACAGGGUCCAGAAGUUCCUACUUUGUGGCCUGCGAUGUGGCGUACUUGUUUCAUUCAAGAUUGAUGGGCUUGUUGCCAACUUUGGCGACAUACCUGUCCUUUCUAUCGAUGAUCUGCAACAACAAAAACCGAGGGAUAUUGGGAUAACAUCAAUCAAAAUCAAAUCGUACGGAUCAUACGCUUUGUUUACAUGCGGUGAUAAGUUAUGGCAUGUAACUUACGAUCAUGAUAAUGUCUCUGAAUAUGUCCUAUCUCGUGUCUGGAUCACUGAUCAAAGUCGACCUACAUGGUUCCCAACCCAUAUCUCUGGCUUUGAUGCUGCUCUCGCAGUAGACUCGGAGGCUGAUGAAGCCACAGGUGUCUAUCUGUUUUGUUUUGCAGAUGGCCACCUUCUGAUAUGCUCUCUGGAUCUCCAAGCGAAGACUGUUCCAAGGCGUAUUGACAUUCCUGGAAACCCCACCAAAAUCACCUACUCAAGUCAUCUCCAGAGACUCAUUGUCUCAUAUACCGUCACUCAUCCAAGCCAGAGACUGUUUGAGUUUGCCCGAACAGCGCGUAUCGAGUUCGUGGACCCGGAUACAAAACAACCAGUCGCUCCUUACGAUCAAGCUAUGGUGGCUGACGGCCUUCAGCAAUGGAGACCAAACGGAUGUAGCGGGGAAAAGGUCACUUGUAUCAUUGACUGGAUGCCAAAGAAGAAUGGCCAUCGAUAUCAUUUUAUCGCAAUUGGGACUUCUAUCGCUCUUCCUCCACAGCCAAACAGGCACCACGGUCGGUUGAUGCUCAUACAGACAACCCGAAACCCCAACGAUGCCGAAGCCAUCUAUUGCCAGGACAAGCACAUACAACAUUUCGAUGACCCGAUCUACGCGAUGGUGCCGUUCAAUGACUGUGUGAUCGUUGCCGUUGGAAAGAGAUUUGUACCGGUCAGCCCAAGUGGCUCAGAUCUAAAAUGGUCUCGCACAAUCACCGCAAUGCUUCCCUCCCCAGCUGUCGCCAUGACAGUGCACGAUAACUUGAUCUACGUCACCACCUCAAAGGAGUCUUUGCAUAUCUAUCAGAUCGUCAGUCAUUCUCGUCUGGAUAUCGUCAUUGUCGACUCUCACCCGACUCCACUCCUUGGUUUGACUCACUGUCACGUUGACGCCUUUGAAGGCCACCCCGAGACACUUCUCGUAAGUAGUCGAGGCGGAACUACGCGAGCCUUUGCACAAAACAAUGAAUCACUCUAUGCCUCGGUUCCUUGUGCGACAGCCGAUCUCCCCGUCUCACUGGUGAAAAUCGCACGAAGUUCCAGACGUCUACCAUGGCUGGAAACGACAAACAUAUUUUACGGCUUUGGUAUCGAUGGGUCCGUCUAUCGCCUCUUGACCCUCUCAUUUUUUGAGUGGCGUCUCCUGAACAUCCUCCUGCGACUCUGUCGGAGGGACCCUGCCAUCUGCCCCGGGGCAGACAAAAGACGGCGUUUCGCUGACGCCAUCUAUGAGAAAACCAUGCAUGUCGAUGGUAACAUCCUGGCUCGCCUCGCUAGUCGCGAAUCGAGCCAUCUGAAUGAACUGCUCACGGCAUGCGGCAAUGGCCAACUCAAGCAACUGGACUCUGACCUUGUGCAAACGUUCAUUCAUGCCACUGAGGAAGCACUGGGCAUUGAUGAGAACCAUGUCCAGGUUGUUUCAGACUGGCUCCGGGAUGUUCUCGGCGUGUAG